AAUUUCAAUAUUAUUUCACUUUGAUCGACUUUGCUUCGCUUCAUAAGACUUAAAACACCGAAACCAGAAACAAACGCCCCUAUAUCAACACAAGAUUCAAUCCUACGAUACAAAAGGAAGAACGGCAACAAUUUGGAAUUGCUGUAAGGUUUGCACUCAAUCUCUUGCUUCACCUCAAAACCAUAGCUUUAAUUUUCACUAAAACUAUGUGGGAGAUAAGGGAAAGACGGCUCCUUUGCUUGAAGAAAAACAAUCCCUUUCUUGACAAAAAAGUAAACGAGAGAAGUUGAUCAACUGGUUCCUAGCUUGGGUUAUUACAUCCGAUUCUUGAGUUUUUCGAUAUUUGAAUAUGGGGGAUCAUUUUGUAUUACUAGUGGAUCGGUUGUUGACAGAAUCCACACUGGAAGCUGCAAUCGGAAGCAGGAACCGGUCUUUGCAGGCCACUGCAUCGGCAGUUGAUGACACGAAGGUAUUCGGUUCUUCAACAACGGUAGAUUUGUUAUCCCCGAGGAAAAUUGUGGAAUGCAGGAUAUGCCAAGAUGAGGAUGAAGAUUCAAACAUGGAGACCCCUUGUUCUUGUUGUGGCAGCUUGGAGUAUGCUCAUCGGAGAUGUGUACAAAGAUGGUGCAAUGAGAAGGGCAACACUACCUGCGAAAUAUGCCAUCAGCAAUUCAAGCCUGGCUAUACCGCACCACCUCCUCUGUUUCAAAUCAGGCAUCUUCCAAUGAAUCUGAGGGCAAACUGGGAUAUCUAUAGGAGGGAGUUAAAUGAUUCUCGCUUUAUAGCAGUUGUAUCAACAGAUCGCCACUAUGAUGAAUAUUCAGUUUCGACUACAAGAAGCUCGAUAUAUUACCGAACAGUUGCAAUAGUGUUGAUGCUUCUUUUGAUUUUACGACAUACUCUUCCUGUCAUACUUACUGGAAGCAAUGAGUACACUUUCCAAUUGUUUACGGUAAGUUUUGUUCUUGUAUUUGAAGAUAUUGAUCGACUUCCAGUGUAUAAACUAGCGCUGUCACAUGUUGUACAGUUGCUAUUACUUCCGAUUGUUGGGAUUAUCCUGCCAAUAUAUUUGAUGGUGAAAGCAGUGGGUGCCCUCCGUCACUGCCGGCAACAACAGGAGGCUCCAAAUUCGUUGUUUACUCAAUCAGAUGAAGAAACUGAGCAUUCUACCAUGCAAGCUCAACCUCACAUAGUCAACAUCCUUUGAAUGCCAACAGAUGCACUAGAAGUCAUUACAAGAAAUUGGUGUCAUCAAUAUCAGGCCAUCUUUGGGGAGUAAGAGUAACGAAACUGGAAGAUGUUGAUCUCAGCCAAUAAGGGCUUGUAGUUUGGCAAAAAUAUUUUUAUUACAUGUUAGGCAAGUAGUCUUUAGAAAAAGAUUGUACAGACCGACUCUGGGGAAGACCCCUUUUGUAUAUAGUUAAAGAAAAUAUACACUGACAGAAAGAAAUACGAAGGUAUGUACUGUGUAUAUAACCAAUGUACAGUAUAUAUAAAAAAGGCAGCAAUACAAGUGUACAUCGUUUUGUCUUAA
Molecule: messenger RNA, 1534 nt
Organism: Gossypium raimondii (Peruvian cotton)
Lineage: Eukaryota; Viridiplantae; Streptophyta; Magnoliopsida; Malvales; Malvaceae
Product: probable E3 ubiquitin ligase SUD1
Exons: 7
Coding region: 350-1207 (285 amino acids)
Biological process (GO): protein ubiquitination
Cellular component (GO): membrane
Molecular function (GO): zinc ion binding; ubiquitin-protein transferase activity
Source: RefSeq, a predicted model, not a curated record